Penicillium riverlandense is the source of this 741-nucleotide messenger RNA. RefSeq lists its product as uncharacterized. Bases 1 to 741 code for a protein of 246 amino acids. Lineage: Eukaryota; Fungi; Ascomycota; Eurotiomycetes; Eurotiales; Aspergillaceae. The record is from RefSeq and is a predicted model, not a curated record. The transcript has a single exon.
AUGUUCAACACAAUUGUCAAUGGUCUCGUGCACAACGCUAUGGAUAGUGAGACGUAUGUAGUCAACAGCAACGCCAGCCUUUCGUCAGUCUUGAAAUCAGGCGUAUUCGCCUCCCCGGCAUCCGAUUUCACGACUUUCCAAAUCGGUUCGACUAUGGUGAACAGUCUACGAGUCUCGGAAAUUAAUACGCUGUGGAUGCUACAGAGCGUCUUCAUCGCCAAGCUGUCCGGAGUAUGGUAUGGUGGCACGCCUAUUUGUGAUAUUAAACUAUAUACCUCGGCAGUCGCCUGCAUUGAUGGCACAGCUUACUUCUUUAUGAUCGCUGGAGAUGAGACACCAGGUGGGGACCAUCAGUGGCCGGCGGUGCGCGGGGCUGAUCAGCUUGGCACGUAUGGCCUGAACUUAACGUACAUAGCCACAACCUCCGAGUGGUCUCAGAACAAGUACGGGUUUGCCGCCAACUUCACCAGCGACCUUAGGUCUACCAUCACAAAUACCUUGGCUCUGCAGGGUCAGGUUGCUCCCGACAAUGAUUGGUUCACCCUUCCCGAAUGUGAUUUGGACUAUUUGAAUAAGACCUACAAUACAGAAAAGUAUUCUGGCGGCGGCGUUCCACUGUGGCCAUACCAGAACACACUGGACAAUCUAGCGGGAGGCUGUGCAGAUGAAGUAAGUUCCAGACCUACACUCCAGCCAGUUAGGACUCAAUGCACAUUUCUUCAUAUACUAACCCUAAUCUAA